AUGAAGUGGCUUAUUUUUCUCUGGCUGCUGCCGGCUUGUCUAGCACACCUUAAUGUUUACUUAAGCAGUGCUGAAGUGUGGAGAUUGCUUGGAUUAACGGCAGAGCUAUUCUACGUGCGCGAUGGACAGAUCAAUUUCUACGCGCUCAACUUUGUGAUGCCGGUGCCGGCCACCAUCAACGAACUGCACUUCACGUGGCAAAGCCUCACCAGGAGACCGUUACCAUACACAUUGCACGUGGACGUCGCUUCAGAACCGGAAGCAAUGCAUCCUCCGACGUUCAAUAUAUCUAGCGAGGGCUACGUACCCACAGAGACACAAACAUGGCGCGUCGACUUGCCAUGUAUGCACACCGUAGCCGCUGAAGUCAACAUAACCAUAUCCCUUAAUGUCUCGACCGGUUCCUCGUCGACUAUUUUGCAUUUUCAGAGGCGUAAAAUUUGCCUCAAGGAGGCUCUAAGACCGGCAGUAAGAGUCGAUAGCGUACCGCACGCCCCAACAUCUGCAGAUAUAUUCUAUGCAGGGGCGGGUUGUGCGGGCGGAGCGUUGUUAAUCGCUGCAGUUGCUGCAAUAGCUUGCAGAGCGCGAGCCAGGAAGCUGCGUAGAGCGAGAAGUGAGGAGCAAGACGCCCACGCAUUUCUCCCUGACUCGUCUUGCAAGUCCGCUGCCAGUUACACUAGCUACCGCCGUCCGACAUCCCUCCCCCCUGCCGCAGCCGAAGAAAGAGCGAGGGAUCUUCAGCAAAGAAUAGCUGAAUUAACAAUACAAAGGUGUCGUGUAAGACUGCGCGCGGUUGCAAUGGAAGGUACUUUCGGUCGAGUUUACAAAGGCACGUAUGCCGAUGAGGAUGGAAGGGAGCAAGAAGUCCUAGUAAAGACUGUAGCUGAACACGCCUCUCAAGUGCAGGUGUCAUUGCUUCUUCAAGAAGGCUGCAUGCUUUAUGGACUGCGUCAUGAGAAAGUACUAUCGGUUCUCGGUGUGAGCAUUGAGGACCAAACAGCGCCAUUCAUAUUGUAUCCAUGGAACAGCGGUUGGAGAAAUCUGAAGCAAUUUCUUCUCGCAUGCCGAGGUGUGACCGUGGGGGGUGCGGCUGGGGUAUUACCGCCACCGCCACCACUCACCACACAACACGUUGUCCGGAUGGCACUCCAUGCAUUAGAUGGAUUAGUGUAUUUACAUUCCCAACACGUUCUACAUAAGGAUAUCGCUGCUAGAAAUUGCAUUGUGGACGAAAAUCUUCGAGUGAUGAUCGCCGACAAUGCACUUUCGCGGGACCUGUUCCCUGCCGACUACCAUUGCUUAGGCGAUAACGAGAACAGGCCAAUCAAAUGGUUGGCUUUAGAGUCCCUGUCGAGGAGACAGUUCAGUCCUGCUGCGGACGUCUGGGCGCUGGGGGUGCUUUUAUGGGAGCUGACCACGUUAGCUCAUCAGCCUUACGCUGAAGUAGACCCGUUCGAGGUGGCCGCCUAUCUACGAGACGGGUAUCGAUUGCAGCAACCAGCUAAUUGCCCCGAUGAACUAUUUGCUGUAAUGGCUUACUGCUGGGCUAUGUCACCGGACGACCGGCCCACAUUGCCGCAGCUCCAGACGUUCCUGCGGGACUUCCACACACAACUCACAAGAUUCGUAUAG
This is a messenger RNA of Parnassius mnemosyne (clouded apollo), 1632 nucleotides long. The record is from the annotation of a GenBank genome assembly. NCBI's taxonomy places the organism in Eukaryota, Metazoa, Arthropoda, Insecta, Lepidoptera, Papilionidae.